This is a messenger RNA of Cucumis melo (muskmelon), 5307 nucleotides long. RefSeq names its product chromatin-remodeling ATPase INO80. Gene Ontology annotation, biological process: DNA repair. The transcript is spliced from 23 exons. NCBI's taxonomy places the organism in Eukaryota, Viridiplantae, Streptophyta, Magnoliopsida, Cucurbitales, Cucurbitaceae. Gene Ontology annotation, cellular component: Ino80 complex. The record is from RefSeq and is a predicted model, not a curated record. Gene Ontology annotation, molecular function: histone binding; DNA binding; ATP hydrolysis activity. Bases 287 to 4828 code for a protein of 1513 amino acids.
UUGGCUGGCCUCUCUUGGCUACGGCGGUGACAAACGUCUUUAAAACUAAAAAGACGGGCGCACGUUAGCAUCACUCGACGCCUCUUCUUCUCCGUCUUCCUUAUCCUGCGCCGCCAUUCUCAACACUCCGACGUCGUCCCCACUCCCAAUUCCCAAAAUCCCAAUCCUCUUCUAGGGUUAGGGUUUUCCUCUUUCUCUCUCAUCUCCCUCAUUCUCCCGAUGCACUGCGCAGAUUCUGCGUUCCGUUUCUCUGGUCCUUACUUGCCUUGUUGUUGCCCCUUUUCACAUGGACCGUAACAGGCAAUCCAAGGACUUGUUCUACUCCAACCUCUUCAACCUCGAGCCGUUGCUGAACUUCCAACUUCCGCAACCGGAGGAUGAUUUUGAUUAUUAUGCGAAUAGUAGUCAGGAUGAGAGCAGAGGUAGCCCAGGUAGAACAAUUGCAAAACAUGGUAAUGGUACCAUGACUAAGAGAGAGUUGAGCUUAGCGAGGAAAAGAAGACAGUCCCUGAAUAGUGAGGAAGAGGACGACAGUGUGGACGAUUACUACGGGACACACGUUACUGAAGAGCGAUAUCGACAAAUGCUUGGAGAGCACAUUAAGAAGUAUAAACGAAGGUCUAAAGAUUCCUCAUCUCCCAUGCCCACACACAUGGGGAAUUUAGCUCCCAAGGGUAACUCAAGUACAAGAGCUAGGAGGUCAGGGAGUGAGCAACACACAGGAUUUCUUGAAGGGGAAACUGCAAAUGAUUGGACCAACGAUUAUAAUGCUCACAGACCAGGAAGUCACCAUGAGGCAGAUUUUGCCCUGAUGCGUACCCCUGACAGAGUAAUAUACGAGCCUGCAUAUUUGGAUAUUGGGGAUGGCAUCACUUUCAAAAUUCCCCCAACUUAUGAUAAGCUGGCUGCUUCACUGAACUUGCCAAGCUUCUCUGACAUCCAAGUUGAGGAAGUUUACUUAGAAGGUACAUUGGAUUUGGGGUCCAUAGCAUCUAUGAUUGCUCAGGACAAAAGGUUUGGAUUCCGAAGCCAAGCAGGGAUGGGGGACCCUCAGCCCCAGUAUGAAUCACUUCAGGCAAGAUUAGAUGCCUUGGUAUUUUCAAAUUCAUCACAGAAAUUCAGUCUCAAAGUAUCUGACGUUGGGCUGAAUUCAUCCAUCCCAGAGGGGGCUGCUGGAAGUAUAAAGCGAGCUAUUUUAUCCGAGGGUGGUAUGCUACAAAUAUAUUAUGUGAAGGUUUUGGAGAAGGGAGACACUUAUGAGAUUAUUGAACGAAGCCUGCCCAAGAAACAAAAAAUAAAGAAAGACCCUUCUGUCAUAGAGAGAGAGGAGAUGGAGAAGAUUGGAAAAAUCUGGGUCAACAUUGUUAGGAGAGACUUGCCAAAACAUCAUCGUAACUUCACAGCCUUUCAUCGCAAGCAACUAAUUGAUGCCAAGAGGUUUUCAGAGACUUGCCAAAGGGAGGUGAAAAUGAAGGUCAGCAGAUCUCUUAAAAUGAUGAGAGGUGCAGCUAUUCGAACACGGAAAUUAGCUAGAGACAUGUUGCUCUUUUGGAAGCGAAUUGAUAAGGAGAUGGCUGAAGUGCGGAAAAGAGAGGAAAGAGAAGCUGCCGAAGCUUUGAGGCGAGAGCAGGAACUUCGAGAAGCUAAGAGACAGCAGCAGAGGCUCAAUUUUCUUAUACAACAAACAGAACUUUAUAGUCAUUUUAUGCAGAACAAAUCAAAUUUGCAUUCUUCUGAAGCUCUGCCUUCGGGAGAUGAAAAACCAGAUUACCAAGAAGGGACUUGGGCUUCAGAUAGUGCGCCUGCUGAGGAAGAAGAUCCUGAAGAGGCUGAACUGAAGAAGGAAGCUCUGAGAGUUGCUCAAGAUGCAGUUUCGAAGCAAAAAAGGUUAACAAGUGCAUUUGAUGAUGAGUGCUCAAGGCUACGUCAAGCUUCUGAACCUGAUCAAAAUGAGGUUGCAGGAGCUAAUAACAUAGAUCUGCUUCACCCCUCAACCAUGCCUGUAACUUCAACAGUUCAGACACCUGAGCUGUUUAAAGGUAGCCUUAAAGAAUAUCAGCUAAAAGGUCUCCAAUGGCUGGUCAAUUGUUAUGAGCAGGGUUUAAAUGGCAUACUUGCUGAUGAAAUGGGGCUUGGAAAGACCAUACAGGCAAUGGCUUUUUUGGCUCAUUUGGCUGAGGAUAAAAAUAUAUGGGGGCCUUUUCUGGUUGUAGCACCUGCAUCUGUCUUGAACAAUUGGGUUGAUGAAAUCAAUCGUUUCUGCCCUGACCUAAAAGCUCUUCCAUAUUGGGGUGGGCUUUCAGAGCGUACAGUUCUCAGGAAAAAGAUAAACCCCAAGAAUCUAUAUCGCAGGGAUGCUGGUUUUCACAUCCUUAUUACCAGCUAUCAGCUACUUGUUUCUGAUGAAAAGUAUUUUCGACGUGUGAAGUGGCAAUAUAUGGUAUUGGAUGAGGCACAAGCAAUCAAAAGUUCUACAAGCAUAAGGUGGAAGACACUACUAAGCUUCAAUUGUCGGAAUCGCUUGCUGCUUACUGGAACUCCUGUCCAGAAUAAUAUGGCUGAGUUGUGGGCCCUUCUACAUUUCAUCAUGCCUACUUUAUUUGAUAGCCACGAACAGUUCAAUGAGUGGUUUUCGAAAGGAAUUGAAAAUCAUGCAGAGCAUGGAGGUACUUUGAACGAGCACCAGCUCAACCGCUUACAUUCAAUAUUAAAGCCUUUUAUGCUGCGGAGAGUCAAGAAGGACGUAAUCUCUGAGCUAACAAGAAAAACUGAGAUUACAGUGCAUUGCAAGUUAAGCUCACGACAGCAAGCAUUUUAUCAAGCUAUCAAGAACAAGAUAUCUCUUGCUGAGUUGUUUGACAGCAAUAGGCAUCUUAAUGAGAAAAAAAUUCUCAAUCUUAUGAACAUUGUUAUUCAGCUAAGAAAGGUGUGCAAUCACCCAGAGUUGUUUGAAAGGAAUGAGGGAAGCACAUACCUGUACUUUGCAGACGUUCCAAAUCCUCUUUUGCCCCCACCUUUUGGGGAACUUGAGGACAUUCACUACUCAGGAGGUCACAACCUCAUUGAGUUUAAGUUACCGAAAUUAGUGCACCAAGAGGUUCUUCGAUGUUCAAAAUCAUUUGCAGCUGCGCAUGGCAUUGGUGGAGGAUGUAUUUCGAAACAUUUUAACAUAUUUUCUUCGGAAAAUGUUUUCCGAUCCAUAUUCAUGCAAGGAGACAAUUUACGUCAUUCUUAUCGUCAGAGUGGUACUUUUGGUUUCACCCAUUUGAUGGAUCUAUCUCCUGCAGAAGUUACAUUUUUGGCCAAUGGUUCCUGUUUAGAACAGCUACUUUUUUCCAUAAUGAGAUGGGACCGACAAUUUCUGGAUGGAAUCGUAGACUUCGUUACGGAAUCUAUUUAUGGUCCGGAAAAUGGUCCUCAUGAGCUGGGAAAAGUGCGUGCUGUCACAAGAAUGUUGUUGAUGCCUUCCAUAUCUCAGACGGACUUACUCAGGAGAAAACUUGCAACAGGGCCUGGUGAUGCUCCUUUUGAGGCUUUAGUCAUUCCUCAACAGGAGCGGCUUCAGUUGAAUGUUGGGCUGCUUCAUUCAGCAUACACAUUUAUUCCAAGAACUAGAGCUCCACCGAUAGGUACCCACUGCUCAGAUAGAAACUUUGCUUACCAAAUGGUCGAACAAUUGCAUGACCCUUGGGUGAAGAGAUUAUUUAUUGGGUUUGCACGCACAUCUGACUUUAAUGGACCAAGAAAGCCAAAAGGACCCCACCCUUUGAUUCAAGAGAUUGAUUCUGAACUACCAGUUUUCCAGCCUGCACUUCAGUUGACGUACAGUAUUUUUGGGUCUUGUCCUCCAAUGCAAAGUUUUGAUCCAGCAAAGUUGCUCACAGACUCCGGAAAGCUACAAACACUAGAUAUCUUACUGAAACGCUUACGGGCUGAAAACCAUCGUGUGCUUUUGUUUGCGCAAAUGACAAAAAUGUUGAAUAUUCUUGAGGACUACAUGAAUUAUCGUAAGUAUAGAUACCUUAGACUUGAUGGAUCCUCCACUAUAAUGGAUCGUCGAGAUAUGGUCAGGGACUUCCAACUCCGGAAUGAUAUUUUCGUAUUCUUGUUGAGCACAAGAGCUGGUGGACUUGGAAUCAACUUGACAGCUGCUGAUACAGUCAUCUUUUAUGAAAGUGAUUGGAAUCCAACACUGGAUUUGCAGGCCAUGGACAGAGCUCAUCGGCUGGGACAGACAAAAGAUGUCACUGUGUACAGACUAAUAUGCAAAGAGACCGUUGAAGAGAAAAUUCUUCAAAGAGCUAGUCAGAAAAACACUGUUCAGCAGCUGGUCAUGACCGGUGGCCAUGUUCAAGGAGACAUCUUAGCUCCUGAGGAUGUUGUAUCCUUACUUCUGGAUGAUGCCCAGUUGGAGCAAAAACUAAGAGAGAUUCCUAUUGUGGCAAAGGAUAGACAAAAGAAAAAACAAGCAAAGGGUAUAAGAGUCGAUGCUGAGGGCGAUGCGUCAUUGGAGGAUUUAACGAACCCGGAAACCCGGGUUACUGAAUACGAUCCAUCUCCUGAUCCAGAAAAGACUAAAGCUAACAGUAAAAAGAGAAAAGGUGGUUCUGAAAAGCAAAAUUCAUCAAAAGCUCGAAGUUUACAAAAGAUAAACGAAAUGAACCCAGUGGUCGACUUUGACUUGGACGACUCCCGGCAAAAUCUUGAACCUCAAACUCAGAAACCAAAGAGACAAAAGCGACCAACCAAGAGUGUAAAUGAAAACCUUGUACCAACAACUACCUCCUCAAACGUGGGAAUUUUAGAACAGACUCAAUAUCCACACUAGCAUCAGUCGCAAGCUGGAUUCAGUGCUGGCAUAUAUGUUGCCAUCCUACAAAGCAACUGAACUUCGGUUGCGGAAUUUGAUCAGAUUGAUUGAUGUCGUAACAUGACACCGAAGAGAAGAUGGUAGAACUCACUCGUCAUCCUUGUGACACGGUCGGUUCUCUAAUUUGGGAUGGUGUUCGUUUGUUUUUAAGAUAGCCAGUGAAGGAGCUCAGCGAAGCAAAUGGGAGAAGCUUUGGGAGAGCUUGUGUAUAUAUUAUUCAAUAUGAAGCUUGGGGCCAUCACUUACCAUUUCAAGGUAACUUAAAUUCUCUGUAUUGUUAUUUUUCUUUCUUUUUGGCGGGGAAAUCCUUUGUAAUUAUAUUGAUAUUUGUAUAUAUAUUUCGGCUUCUUGAGAAGAAGCUAUGUUCUUUUGCUAUAUUACUAAGUUUCCAAAGGAAAAAAGAAAAAAAGAAAAAGAAAAAGAGAGCAUCUUCAUCA